Ictidomys tridecemlineatus (thirteen-lined ground squirrel) is the source of this 5226-nucleotide messenger RNA. NCBI's taxonomy places the organism in Eukaryota, Metazoa, Chordata, Mammalia, Rodentia, Sciuridae. The record is from RefSeq and is a predicted model, not a curated record.
AUGGACACAACAGAACACACUUCUGAUGAGCCACUGCUCAGAGGCAAAAGGAGGCAAGAUCUUCAAGAGAUGCUGAGGCAAGUAGGACUGGAUAUUGAGUACUGGUUGCCCAAGCUGCAGCAAGAUCUGGGCUUGACCUGUCCUCAAGUCAUACAACACUUAACAGAAAAAGACCUCCAGAAACUGAAAUCCCAGGUACAACAUCCAUGGGAGAAAAGGGCCCUGGAGAAGCUGGUUGUCCUGUCACACUCAAAUAGUCUUCCAGAGUUUCAGGAGUCACCAGUGGAAAUGAUAAUGAAAAAGCAGAAGCAGGUAGAACAAUUGCUGCAGGAGCUGGGAAACUUCUUAUUAGAAGGGAGGCAGAGACAGGAAGAAGCAGUGAGGAAAAAAGAAGCAGAGCUGAGGGAAGCCAUGGAGAUCCCUGAAGAGUACUGGCCAGUGCCUGAAAAACCCCUAAGAGAAGUCAUGGAAAUCAUGCAGCGACAACUCAGUCCCAAGGAGCAGACACUGUCUCACAGGCAAAACCUCCCAGAUAGAGAUCUAAUAAGAUGGGCAUCUGGAGGGCUUGCUCUGCAAGGGGUUUACCAAACAUGCAACCAAAUAGACCUGAUACAGAAGAGGGAGGAGCUACUCAGUAUCCCCAAGGAUUUCUCCCUCUUUGGCCCCCAGCAAAGCACAAGAAUGGAAACAAAACAAUUUACAUCUUUUCAAGAAGAAUCCAUGUUCACCCAGACAAUAGAAAAGAUGGGCUUCAGUGUAAGUGCCUCUGCCUAUGGUGGAGGCUGGGGAAUUCCAAUAGAGAUUGGAAUGAAUAAAAGCAAGCAUUCAGAAUCCAAGGAAACACAACAAGCAAGUUCUGAGUGUACAUAUUUCUGCUCAACCAAGUUCUGCUAUGUCCCACUGGCCUCUUGCUACUUUCACAUGAAUGAGCUUCAGCUAUCCAAGCCUGCCCUUCAGGAAUUGAAAUACAUGGAAGUAGUCUUGGAUCAGAGGGCAGACACAGAUAAUGUCUCUUUACUGAAGCAGAGGACUGAAAUUUUCUUCCGCAGGUUUGGCUCUCAUGUAAACCAAGGUCCUAUGCACCUGGGAGGAAUCUAUGGAUGGAAGGCAAUUUCAGAGGGAUUCCAAAGUGACCAGCUGGCUGAUGUGAAGCAGCAAGCAGCAGAGGUCCUGGAUAUUUACAUAAAAGGAAGCUACAGUGGAUAUCCAAUAAAAGUUGCUGGGGAUAUGAGUGUGUCAGACUCACAUUGCAAAACAGUUUCCCAAAGCCAAAUUUUACAAAAUCUUCAAACCAAAAUCCAACUAUCUGUAGCCCAGAUAGGUGGCCCAACAGAAGCAGAUAGCCUUGUCCAGUGGAAAGCUGGCCUUAGUUCCAGCAAUCAAACCUGGUGUGUCAUUGACCGGGAACUUCAGCUGGUGCCCGUUUGGGACAUCAUCCUCUCUAGUCACAGAAGUGACUUUAAAGAUCCCCUUAAGAUAGCUAACUGCCUGAAAGACAACUACACUGCUCUGACUGGCCUCAGUGCACAGAUCCAGGAGGGAAGUGGAUUGUUGAGUGCUGGGAAGGAGGCAAGAGUUUUCCUAGAGGAGGUAAAAUCCUGGGAGGUAACUGAUCCUGAAGUGCAGCUUCAAAAACUGAUAGCAUUCAUGCAAACACUGAGUCAAAAAAUAAAUGAUUAUGACACUUGGAUUAACCAAUGUCUCACAGACUGGGACCUACAGAAUUUUCUAGUAAACACUGUCAAUUUUAGCAAAAAUUCUUCCAGACAUAAAAUUACUUUUAUUAAAUCACAGUUGCGCACUCUUCUGGAUCCCCACGUCUACAAAGUGAAAAACUUUCCUCAGGCUCGCUCCAUCAUGCAAUGGAUCUACUGUAAGUCAGAGUCAGAGCAAGAGCAGCUCAACAUCUCCCAAUUUUCUCAGUUUAUUAAAAUCUUAAAGGAAACCCAGAAUGAACUCUUUGAAGUGAAUGUCAAGUGUGAAGACCAAGAAACAGAGAAAGAAGCUCAAAGAAACGUCACCUAUAAGAUCAGCUUAGCUCUCAGCAGCUUCCUGAAUCACCUCCAAGCAACAGAGCAGACAGACACACACCUCUUGAUACUUUCCAUUGCAGCUGGUGCAGGAUAUCAGGUGGUAAGCAAUGUUUUUUGGUAUCUCCUGGGCCGUGAUGAGCUAAACUUCCUACUGGAUGAAAUGCAAACUGCCUUCAAUAAAUACCAGGAGCUCAAAAAUAUUUCAAGCUACAGAGCUCAUGCAUUCCUAGUGCUCACAGGUCUGACAGCCAAAGCUGGAGUAGUAGCUGUUUCUCCAGAAGAGAAGAUAAAACGCAUGGAGUUUAUGAGAAAACAUAUGGGACGAUUUAUUUCUAAAGAAGUUGUACAUGUCCUCUCUAAACUUGGGGCAGAUCAUGAUUGGGAAAACCUAGAAAGAGACUUGAGGUUGCUCAUUGAUGGGGAUUGUGAAGCCACCAUCUCUUCUUUGAAAAUGGAUGAGGUCAAAAGACAGCUACAAAGUCUUCUCCAUGAAAAAAAACAGCCCUGUGAAUCAGAUAUUAAUGCAAGUAACACAAGUGAAAUAAUAGAAAACAGAGCCUUUCUAGAUUUACUCCAGCGUCUUGGCCUAGAACAUUACUACCCAAAAAGGAUGAAUAGAGCUGACUUCCAUUUGAUCUACAAGACUUCUGUGUACAACACCCAGCCCAAAUGUGAACAGGAACUUCCCUUCUAUUUUCUUCAGAAACUACUGAUGCUGGAUUAUGGACUGAGGUACCAUGUCUUCAAAGAUGAUGAAAACAUAGAACAUCAGGUCUCUUCAAGUGCCUCCAAACAGGAAAAUGAGGCUAUUGAUCCUUAUGAAGACUUUUUUGAAGAUGGUGAUAGUCUUACUAAUCCUUUGAGAACAGAGUCCAGGCCCCACAUUCACCCCAUGGAUAUUCAGAUGGCCAUUUUUCAUUGUGCAGAUGAUUUUGCCAGACAAUAUAUUUUGACCAAAUUAUCCAUCUGUCAAUUUGCCCUGCCCCUCCUGGUGCCAAAUCCCUGCACUUCUCAAAUUGAAUUCUCUCUCUGGUCUCUCAGACAAAUUAGGAGAAGUUGGCAGGAAGGAAAGAAAUCACCACAAGGGAAGAACAUUCACAAGAAUCUUCACAUGUGUCGUGUCUCCACUCCCAUUGUGUCCUUCAUUAGAAUAGGCAAUGGCCUCUCUGCUUCCAAAUCUCAGAUCAUGAACUGUCUUCUCAGUGAACAUAAACAUGAUGUGUUUUUCCACCGACACUGCAGAGAAAGCAGCAAGAAUUGCCUCUUGAUGGGGGGUGUGGUGGAAAUCUGCUGGUUCUGCCCUGGAGGGGAAGAGGAGGACAGGUUUGACAACUGUGUGACCUUCAUGAACCUUCAUGGAGAUGCAAAGGAACAUAAGAGGCAACUCACCUUCCUGCAGGAGGUCUCCUCUCUCAUUGUGGUCCUCAUGUCUGCUUCUGAUGAAAAUAAAGAAAACAAAAAAAUAGUCCGUGACCUGUGGCAAUCAUCAAGACCUCUGAUAUGCUUACUUGAUGACAAAGAAAAAUCCAAAGCCAAUAAUGGUGGUAGAAGAGUGAAAAUUGGCCUGAGGAAUAGAAAUGAGGCAGAAUUGACAGAGGAGCUGAUAAUUACCAUCAGACGUUUGCUAGAGCUCUGUGACACUGCUCUCAGCAUGGAGCACUGCUCUCCAAUUGCUCGCCAGCAAGGAUUUCUUAUUGAUGAAGACCAGAAAAAUUGCAAGGAAGCCAAACAAAAGGCUGAGACUAUCAUGGACCUCCUAAAAGAAACAGAGUUGUCUCAGAUGAAGGAAAAAUUUCUACCCCUUCAGGGGCAACUAUGGCAUCUUUGGUGUAAGAAGGACAAAGAACUAUAUCAUUUGAGAGAAAAGGGGAAUAGAAGCAUUGAACAACACAAGAGUGAUGUUGAGGCAGAUAAACAAAUAAUACGACAUCAGCAGUUGACAAGAGCCUUUCCUCUUGAAGAUAUAAUGGGAUUUGUCCUUCAAAUUCUCCAUGAAUAUUCAGAAACUCACACUAUAUUCUACUUCUUGCAAUGGAUGAGUGUGUUUUUGGAUAGCCUGACUGCAGAGCAUUUGGAAAAAUUGCAUGAAAAACUAAUUCAUUUGUGGUCAAUUGUGAAAACAGAAAAGCAAAAAUCCCAAACCAGCAACUUAAAACUCUGGCAAAAUAAAAUAGAAGCCAUAUCUACUGAGAUUACUGACUGUACCUUGGGAAUUGAGCAGUUUCUCAGAGAAGUUGGCCAGAUCUAUGAAGCUCUGGAAGAAAGUUCUGCCAAAAGAGAGACAAUUUUUCUCUCCCUUCCCCAAAUUGCUGCAGACCUGAUGAUAGCUGGUGUCCCCAUAGAGCUGAUGGACGGAGAUGCUUCCUAUGUGCCCCUAAAGUGGGUGGCAGCUAUUCUUGACAAGCUCUCUGAGAAACUUGGAGACAAACGGCUCUUUGUUCUCUCUGUCCUUGGCCUGCAGAGCUCUGGGAAGUCCACUCUGAUGAAUGCUCUUUUUGGGCUGCAGUUCACUGUAAGUGCAGGCAGGUGUACCAAGGGGGCCUACAUGCAGCUCCUGAAGGUGGCUGAGUCAUCCAGAGAGGAACUUGGCUUUGAUUUUUUGCUUGUUGUAGACACAGAAGGACUUCGGGCCCCAGAACUCAGCAACAAGUCCCAGAAUUGGGACAAUGAGUUAGCCACCUUUGUCAUUGGGCUUGCAAACUUGACUCUGAUCAAUAUAUUUGGGGAGAAUCCAUCAGAAAUGCAAGAUAUCCUACAGAUAGCUGUCCAAGCCUUUCUGAGGAUGAAACAAGUGAAAAUCUCCCCAACUUGCAUAUUUGUGCAUCAGAAUGUAGGAGAAAUGACAGCUAAAAACCGAACUACAGAAGGACGAAGGCGGUUAGAGCACAGGCUAGAUGAAAUGGCAGCACUGGCUGCUAAACAAGAAGAGUGCUCAGAUGUAACCUGCUUCAGUGACGUCAUUAAGUUUGAUGUCAAUACUCAUGUGUACUACUUUGCUCACCUCUGGGAUGGCAAUCCCCCCAUGGCCCCUCCCAAUCCUCACUAUAGCCACAAUGUCCAGGAACUGAAAAGUAAAAUCCUUUUGACUGCCAAACAGGAAUCCAGAGGAAGUAUCAUGAGAAUAUCAGACGUAAAAUUCAGAGUUCAAGAUUUGUGGAGAGCCCUGGUAAGUGAAAACUUCAUUUUCAGUUUC